AUGGCCGAUGCAUCGAAAGAGGCACAAGACAUACAUCAGAGCCCCGAUGCAGAUGUGAAUGGUUCUGAACAAGUGGAUACCAUAUCGGAGCGCCUCAGACAACUGGAUGUACACGAGCCAAUGAGGCUCAAGGAGGAAAUACUCCGAUUGCAGGAUGAGCGCGAUGCUCUUGAGGAGCAAUAUACGAGUCUGUUAGAGAAGCUAUCGCAGAUGCGAAUGACGCUGGGUGACCGUCUCCAACAGGAUGCAGAAGAGCUAGAUCGGCGAGACCAGCAGAUUGAGCAGCUUACGCAGCAAGUAUCGGAUCUCGAGGCGCGCAUUCACACGCUCAAGGAGGAGCUGGGCGUUUCGAAUGACGAAGCACGGCAACUGACGCAUGAAUUGGAACAGAUGCGUGCUCAGCUAUCGAAUACGACGCAGAAAGAGACUGCCGAGCUACAUCGGCUAGAAUCGAGAUGCCGCGAUCUUGAGAAUAAGGUGCACGCGCACCGUGUGGAUGUGGACCGUUUAGAAACGGUUUGCAUUGAGGAGCGGUCGCUAAAAGAAGAAUGUCAGGUACGUGCCCGGCAUGUAUCCGAGACGCUAGACCACGCUCGGUUACGUAUCGGGGAGCUGGAAGCGGCUGUGGAGCAGGAAAAGCAAGUCGCGCGACAAAUGCAGCUGACCCUCGAAGAGCUGCAGCAUGCACAAGAUGACGGCAUGCAGCGCAGUGUGAGUGAAUUGCAGCAGCAAGUGGAUGAAGCUGAGUCUGAAGUCGAAAAGUACAAGCUACAAGUGCAUUCGAUGGAGUCUAUCGUGGACGAGGCGCAGCAGGCGACGAGCAAGUGCCGGGACUUGGAGCAGGAACUGAAAGAAAAGCAUCUGUUGAUUGGGAAGCUGCGGCAUGAAGCGGUCAUCUUGAAUGAGCACCUGAAGCAUGCCUUGGGCCGACUACGACGAGAUUCGCCUGAAGACUACAUUGAUCGGCGACUCAUAUCGAAUCUGCUAUUGCAAUUCCUCUCUACUCCGCGUGCAGAUACGAAACGCUAUGAGAUGCUGCGACUGAUUGCUUCUAUCCUGCAAUGGGACGAUACCGAGCGUGAGAAGGCGGGCCUUCAGCGCCAGCUUGACCGGUCCCAGAGCUCUUCCUAUGGAUUUUGGGGGUUCGGCGGACGAGACACGAGGUCGCCGCGAGAUACCGAAGGUGAUGAGUCCGUGUCGAACUUGUUUGUCGAAUUUCUGCUUUCUGAAGUGGAGCGAGGCAAGACGGACCGAGCGCCGUCAUGA
Messenger RNA from Malassezia restricta, 1266 nucleotides. Its product is annotated as golgi matrix protein. The coding region runs from base 1 to 1266 and encodes 421 amino acids. Gene Ontology annotation, cellular component: Golgi apparatus. Gene Ontology annotation, molecular function: small GTPase binding. Gene Ontology annotation, biological process: endoplasmic reticulum to Golgi vesicle-mediated transport; Golgi organization. The record is from RefSeq and is a predicted model, not a curated record. The transcript has a single exon. NCBI's taxonomy places the organism in Eukaryota, Fungi, Basidiomycota, Malasseziomycetes, Malasseziales, Malasseziaceae.